This is a messenger RNA of Nyctereutes procyonoides (raccoon dog), 1410 nucleotides long. It is a transcript of the gene OTX1, whose product is annotated as orthodenticle homeobox 1. Gene Ontology annotation, biological process: regulation of transcription by RNA polymerase II; multicellular organism development. The coding region runs from base 229 to 1296 and encodes 355 amino acids. NCBI's taxonomy places the organism in Eukaryota, Metazoa, Chordata, Mammalia, Carnivora, Canidae. Gene Ontology annotation, cellular component: nucleus. The record is from RefSeq and is a predicted model, not a curated record. Gene Ontology annotation, molecular function: DNA-binding transcription factor activity, RNA polymerase II-specific; RNA polymerase II cis-regulatory region sequence-specific DNA binding. The transcript is spliced from 3 exons.
CCGAGUUCCGCAGCCUGCGUGCCCUCCCCAGCCCCCGGCUGCUCGCCUCCGACGAGACCAGGAAACCGAGAUGGCUCCCAGUCACUGUUUACCUGUGUCUCCUGUCUCCAUAGGCCGGGCCCCCCCCCCCGACGCAGCAGAGUUUGAAGGACUGCGCAGUGGGAGCCCCGCACUGCGCCUGGCCCCGGCCCCCUGGAUCCGUCCGGGCGCCUCCACCCGGCUGUUAGCAUGAUGUCUUACCUCAAACAACCCCCAUAUGGCAUGAACGGGCUGGGCCUGGCCGGGCCAGCCAUGGACCUCCUGCACCCUUCCGUGGGCUACCCGGCCACCCCGCGGAAGCAGCGGCGGGAGCGCACCACCUUUACACGCUCGCAGCUGGACGUGCUGGAGGCGCUCUUCGCCAAGACUCGCUACCCUGACAUCUUCAUGCGCGAGGAGGUGGCGCUCAAGAUCAACCUGCCGGAGUCCAGAGUCCAGGUCUGGUUCAAGAACCGCCGCGCCAAAUGCCGCCAGCAGCAGCAGAGCGGGAGCGGGACCAAGAGCCGCCCGGCCAAGAAGAAGUCGUCCCCGGUGCGGGAGAGCUCGGGCUCGGAAAGCAGCGGCCAGUUCACGCCGCCCGCCGUGUCCAGCUCCGCCUCGUCCUCCAGCUCGGGAUCCGGCGCCUCCGCCAACCCGGCGGCGGCCGCGGCGGCAGGCCUGGGCGGGAACCCGGCGGUGGCCGUCCCGUCGUCGUUGAGCACGCCGGCCGCCUCGUCCAUCUGGAGUCCGGCCUCCAUCUCGCCGGGCUCCGCGCCCGCGUCCGUGUCGGUGCCCGAGCCCCUGGCCGCGCCCAGCAACGCGUCUUGCAUGCAGCGCUCGGUCGCCGCCGGCGCCGCCUCGGCCGCCGCCUCUUACCCCAUGUCCUACAGCCAGGGCGGCAGCUACGCGCAGGGCUACCCCGCGCCCUCCUCGUCCUACUUCGGCGGCGUGGACUGCAGCUCGUACCUGGCGCCCAUGCACUCGCAUCACCACCCGCACCAGCUCAGCCCGAUGGCACCCUCCUCGAUGGCCGGCCACCACCACCACCACCCGCACGCCCACCACCCGCUGAGCCAGUCCUCGGGCCACCACCACCACCACCACCACCACCACCACCAGGGCUACGGCGGCUCGGGGCUCGCCUUCAACUCCGCCGACUGCUUGGAUUACAAGGAGCCUGGGGCCGCCGCCGCUUCCUCCGCCUGGAAACUCAACUUCAAUUCGCCCGACUGUCUGGACUAUAAGGACCAGGCCUCGUGGCGGUUCCAGGUCUUGUGAGCCCAGGAGUGGAAGGAAGAAGAGAAGAAACGCAACUACCUGCGCCCUCCGUGGUCCCCGUCCUGUUGCUGCUGCUGCACCGCCCGCCUUUGCCUCGGCUUCUGCAGACCUGAA